This is a messenger RNA of Chenopodium quinoa (quinoa), 2031 nucleotides long. Its product is annotated as sterol 3-beta-glucosyltransferase UGT80B1-like. The transcript is spliced from 13 exons. NCBI's taxonomy places the organism in Eukaryota, Viridiplantae, Streptophyta, Magnoliopsida, Caryophyllales, Amaranthaceae. The record is from RefSeq and is a predicted model, not a curated record. Gene Ontology annotation, biological process: carbohydrate metabolic process. Gene Ontology annotation, molecular function: UDP-glycosyltransferase activity; hexosyltransferase activity. The coding region runs from base 16 to 1743 and encodes 575 amino acids.
CUCAUAUCUGCACUGAUGUUCUUACAAUGCUCAAUAUCUCUCCUGGCAGUGUUGGAUCACAGUAUUACAGCACCUUCAGGUGGUAUUGAAGCCCAUAAAAGUUUAUUGGUUGAUAAAAAAGACAUCAUAAUGAGCAAGUCUAAGAGUCAUCAGGAUAGCAGAAGACAUGAUAUGAGAUUGGAUAGACUAUCACAGCAUGAUAAGGAAAAGCUUAUUGCAAACUUAGUCAAAAUACAGAAUGAUGGAACUGUGGAGGUGGAUUUAUCUAGAAAUUCGUCUGUAACUUCUGAGCUUUUGGAGCUUCAUUCUGUUGAAAGUGCUUCUCUUCCUGCUGAUGAAAUUGUUCCUAAUCACAAUAAAUCUGUACCAAGAUUGCAAAUUGCCUUUCUUGUUGUUGGGACAAGAGGAGAUGUUCAACCUUUUCUAGCUAUGGCAAAGAGACUUCAGGAAUUUGGUCAUCGUGUUCGAUUGGCUACGCAUGCCAACUUUAGAGAUUUUGUCAAAUCUGCUGGUGUUGAAUUCUAUCCCUUAGGUGGUGAUCCUCGAGUUCUGGCAGGAUAUAUGGCAAGAAAUAAGGGGCUUAUUCCCUCUGCCCCAGGAGAAAUUUCAAUUCAACGGAAGCAAUUGAAGGCUAUUAUAGAAUCACUUCUUCCUGCAUGUACAGAACCAGAUACAGAGACUAGCAUGCCUUUUAGAGCUCAAGCAAUCAUUGCUAAUCCUCCUGCUUAUGGGCAUGUGCAUGCUGCAGAAGCUCUUGGUGUACCUCUACACAUAUUCUUCACAAUGCCAUGGACGCCAACGUAUGAGUUCCCACAUCCACUGGCUCGUGUACCACAAAGCUAUGGUAACUGGUUGUCAUACAUAAUUGUUGACUUGCUGAUAUGGUGGGGCAUAAGGAGCUAUAUCAAUGACUUCAGGAAAAGGAAGCUGAAACUUCCUCCUAUUGCAUACUUUAGCAUGUACCAUGGAUCUAUAUCUCAUUUGCCUACAGGAUACAUGUGGAGUCCUCAUGUUGUUCCAAAACCAAAAGAUUGGGGUCCCUUGGUUGAUGUUGUUGGUUAUUGUUUCUUAAAUCUUGGUUCUAAGUAUCAACCAAAGGGAGCAUUUGUUGAGUGGAUAAAGAAAGGGCAGAGACCCAUCUAUAUUGGAUUUGGGAGUAUGCCUCUUGAAGAUCCCAGCAAAACGACCAGUAUCAUAUUGGAAGCAUUAAAAGAUACUGGACAACGUGGAAUACUCGAUCGUGGCUGGGGAGACCUUGGUAUUUUUUCAGAAAUUCCGGAUCAUAUCUUCCUUCUCGAGAACUGCCCUCAUGAUUGGCUUUUUCCUCAAUGUUCUGCCGUGGUUCAUCAUGGUGGUGCUGGAACGACAGCCACUGGACUAAGAGCUGGUUGCCCAACAACUGUAGUACCAUUUUUUGGCGAUCAGUUCUUUUGGGGUGAUAGAAUUCAUCAGAAAGGUCUGGGACCUGAACCAAUUCCUAUUGCUCAGCUCAGCAUCGACGCUCUGUCAAGUGCUAUACGAUUUAUGCUCCAACCUGAGGUCAAAACACGGGUGAUGGAGCUUGCUAAGCUGAUAGAGAAUGAAGAUGGUGUUGCUGCUGCAGUUGAUGCAUUUCAUCGGCAUUUACCUCAUGAAAUGCCUGUACCUCCAGCAGCAGCAGAACCAGCAGAAGAUGAAUAUUUGAACCCAAUUCAGUGGUUGUUUUUGCAGAUCGGAAACUUUUGUUGCCGUGUUUGUUCAUAGGUUUUCUGCUGGUGCUAGAGGUUUUGUACAGUUACAUAGAUUUUCAUCCUGCUCAUGUGCAAUUUAUUCGCGUCUUGAUUUAAUUUACGGAAUGGCUUAGCUUGAGAAGAAAACUAGUUGCUGAAACUUUUUUUUUUUUGGGUGGCGGGGGUUGAUUAUGUAUACAUAUUGUUUUUGGUGCUUGACCUCUCUUUCACCAGGGAAAUAAAUGAUUCAUGUAAUCAAAUUCUGUUUCAUAUAAAUUUUGAUUUCUAUUUUAGCAUAAAUUAAAGGUUGUUUGAAGACCAA